Messenger RNA from Zeugodacus cucurbitae (melon fly), 1146 nucleotides. RefSeq lists its product as uncharacterized. NCBI's taxonomy places the organism in Eukaryota, Metazoa, Arthropoda, Insecta, Diptera, Tephritidae. The transcript has a single exon. Bases 158 to 790 code for a protein of 210 amino acids. The record is from RefSeq and is a predicted model, not a curated record.
AAUGGCUGAAUAAAAAAAGCCAGCACAAAAACGAGUACAAAAUCAGAAAGAAGAAAUAUAAAAACAGAUACGUUUUGUCAAAAUUCAGCACAAAAUUUCAAAAAACAUUUCUUAUUUGAAAAAAUAGCAUAAAUUUUGUCUUUAAAAGUAACUUAAAAUGCUGACAGUUCGAAAAUUUUGCCAUAAACUACACAUGUUCUUCCAAGAGCACUACCCGUACAUUUGGUUCUUGUCGGUCUUCACGAUGGUCUUCAUCGGCUUCCUGCACUACGAACUGAAGCACAACAGUCGCGAUCUCAUCUACUGGAAGGAUCUGCUCGAUUUUUGCUACAACGAACUGGAACAUUUCGCGCUCAUACUCAUUAUGAUCAUUGUGCUCAUCAAGGUCAUUUUCCUGGCCUUCAUCAUUGUCAUGAACUCACGUUCGUUCACUUGGUUCGACGAACUGUCGCAGCUGGAGGUGAAGAAGCGUUAUGCCGACUUUCUUUUCAUACGUCUGAUCGCCGAUAUCGACAAGAUCGAGACGAAGUACUUACGCAGCGCCAAGGAGAAUGAGAUUGCCUCGCUUAAGAGCUUCAUAUUGGCCCACGAGGAUAUGCGCAAGACGAUUGAUAACUUUCGUAAAGAUGCGCGCAAAUUGCUGACACCCAAUGAGAUCGAGGUGUCGCUGCCGAUUGAGGAGGUCUACGGGCUGAUGGACGACGAGGAACGUUUGAUACGUCGCUCACGUUUCUACCACAUGGACAUCUCGGCAGACGAUGAGCUAAUCAAGUCGCUGGUGAAUCCGUAAUUCGAUACGUGUCAUGUUUUAUUUUUUACUUUCGGAUUGGGGCUCCAUCCGGGGCCGUUCAUAGAUUAUAUCAACACAUUGUACAAACCACUUUGAAAUAGUAUACUUUUGUAAGGUGCGAUUAGUUUAGCAAGAGCCCAGUUAACUCUUAGUUGGUUGGUUCUUCAUUCGAAUGUGUGCACUAAUCCAAGGAUCGCUUUAGUAAUCGCUUCAAGCGCUUAAUGUAAUCAUUGGGAAAUAACGGUAAAAUUUUAAUUUAAUUUUAAUUCGGCGCAGAUUUUUAUUGAGAAAUGUUUAAUGACAAAAGAAUGCAAAUAUAUUUUUAAGGAUGGCGUUUUGCAAUUCUUUUCUACAAA